This is a messenger RNA of Volvox carteri f. nagariensis, 348 nucleotides long. RefSeq lists its product as uncharacterized. The transcript is spliced from 2 exons. Lineage: Eukaryota; Viridiplantae; Chlorophyta; Chlorophyceae; Chlamydomonadales; Volvocaceae. The coding region runs from base 1 to 348 and encodes 115 amino acids. The record is from RefSeq and is a predicted model, not a curated record.
AUGCAGCACAUAAUCUUACAAAUUGACACUUACAAAAUAGUUACAUUGUCAUGCAGCACAAUACACCACACCACGGCACACGUGCUGCUAAAAGCCGGUACGACAAACCGUGACGCGGAAACGCCGAAAGCUUACGGCAAAGCGGCCGACGGCGAGGCGGCCGACGGCAAAGCGGCCGACGGCGAGGCGGCCGACGGCGAGGCGGCCGACGGCGAGACGGCCGACGGCAAAGCGGCCGACGGCAAAGCGGCCGACGGCGAGGCGGCCGACGGCGAGGCGGCCGACGGCGAGGCGGCCGACGGCAAAGCGGCCGACGGCGAGGCGGCCGACGGCGAGACGCUGACGUAA